Molecule: messenger RNA, 987 nt
Organism: Cynocephalus volans (Philippine flying lemur)
Lineage: Eukaryota; Metazoa; Chordata; Mammalia; Dermoptera; Cynocephalidae
Gene: COMTD1
Product: catechol-O-methyltransferase domain containing 1
Exons: 7
Coding region: 99-887 (262 amino acids)
Molecular function (GO): O-methyltransferase activity; S-adenosylmethionine-dependent methyltransferase activity
Source: RefSeq, a predicted model, not a curated record
UGCCCGGACAAGUUGGAGCCCCGCGGACUGGCGGGUCCGAGUCGGAUCCCCCUGGCUCCAGCCCACGUGACCUGCCGCCGCCUCCGGCCGCCUGCACCAUGACCCAGCCCGUGCCUCGGCUCUCUGUGCCCGCCGCGCUGGCCCUGGGCUCGGCCGCGCUGGGCGCCGCCUUCGCCACUGGCCUCUUCCUGGGGAGACGGUAUCCUUCAUGGCGAUUCCGGCGACAGCAGCGCCUGUUGCCCCCUGAAGACAGUCCCUUGUGGCAGUAUCUGCUGAGCCGCUCCAUGCGGGAGCACCCGGCGCUGCGAAGCCUGAGGCUGCUGACCUUGGAGCAGCCUCAGGGGGAUUCCAUGAUGACCUGUGAGCAGGCCCAGCUCCUGGCCAAUCUGGCGCGGCUCAUCAAGGCCAAGAAGGCGCUGGACCUGGGCACCUUCACCGGCUACUCCGCCCUGGCGCUGGCCUUGGCGCUGCCGCCGGCCGGGCGCGUGGUGACCUGCGAGGUGGACGCGGGGCCCCCCGAGCUGGGGCGUCCCCUGUGGAAGCAGGCCGAGAUGGAGCACAAGAUCGACCUUCGGCUGAAGCCCGCCCUGGAGACCCUGGACGAGCUUCUGGCGGCGGGCGAAGCCGGCACCUUCGACGUAGCGGUGGUGGACGCGGACAAGGAGAACUGCGCCGCCUACUACGAGCGGUGCCUGCAACUGCUGCGCCCCGGAGGCGUGCUCGCCGUCCUCAAGGUCUUGUGGCGCGGAGAGGUGUUGCAACCUCAGCAGGGGGACGUGGCGACAGAGUGCGUGCGAAACCUAAAUGAGCGCAUCCGGCGGGACGUCAGGGUCUACAUCAGCCUCCUGCCCCUCGGCGACGGCCUCACCUUGGCCUUCAAGAUCUAGGGCUGGCCCCUAGCGGGUGGACUCGAGGGAGGGAAACUGGGAACCCCAGGCAUUGACCCUGAGUUUUAAAUAGACAAUAAAACGGAGCUGGGACACACGA